UUGUGUUAUAUAAUUUUUUGUUAACCGUUUCAUUCUGAUUAUACGUUCAACACUACUGAAUAUUCUUCAUCAACGUAGCUUACUUGAAGAAUUUUUUCUAUUUCAUUUUAUUAACAUGAGAGAGUGCAUUUCUAUCCACGUCGGACAAGCUGGUGUCCAAAUUGGCAAUGCUUGCUGGGAAUUAUAUUGUUUGGAACAUGGUAUUCAACCUGAUGGUCAAAUGCCAAGUGACAAAACAAUUGGUGGUGGUGAUGAUUCUUUCAACACAUUCUUCAGUGAAACCGGAGCUGGUAAACAUGUCCCCAGGGCUGUUUUCGUAGACUUGGAGCCUACUGUCGUAGAUGAAGUACGAACUGGAACUUAUCGUCAAUUGUUUCAUCCUGAGCAAUUAAUUACUGGUAAAGAAGACGCAGCAAAUAAUUAUGCUCGCGGUCAUUACACUGUUGGCAAGGAAAUUAUCGAUUUGGUGCUGGACCGCAUUCGAAAGCUCGCUGAUCAAUGCACUGGUCUCCAAGGAUUUCUAAUCUUCCAUUCAUUUGGAGGUGGUACGGGAUCUGGAUUCUCCUCUUUGCUUAUGGAGCGCCUUUCAGUGGAUUUUGGCAAAAAAUCAAAACUCGAAUUUGCUAUCUAUCCUGCGCCACAAAUUUCAACCGCAGUUGUGGAACCUUAUAAUUCCAUCUUGACAACUCAUACCACUUUGGAGCAUUCCGAUUGUGCGUUUAUGGUGGACAAUGAAGCCAUUUAUGAUAUCUGUCGACGAAACCUUGACAUCGAAAGACCAACAUACACCAAUUUGAAUCGACUCAUUGGUCAAAUUGUCUCAUCAAUCACUGCUUCUUUGCGUUUUGACGGUGCAUUAAAUGUGGAUCUCACCGAGUUCCAAACAAACUUAGUGCCAUACCCUCGUAUUCACUUUCCACUCGCCACCUAUGCUCCAAUCAUAUCUGCUGAAAAAGCAUACCAUGAGCAGCUGACAGUAGCUGAAAUCACCAACGCUUGUUUCGAACCUUCAAACCAAAUGGUGAAAUGCGAUCCACGUCAUGGCAAAUACAUGGCUUGCUGCAUGUUGUAUCGUGGAGAUGUUGUCCCCAAAGAUGUCAAUGCUGCCAUUGCAACGAUCAAAACAAAACGUACUAUUCAAUUCGUUGAUUGGUGUCCGACUGGAUUUAAAGUUGGUAUCAAUUAUCAGCCACCAACUGUGGUACCUGGAGGGGAUCUCGCUAAAGUGCAGCGCGCUGUAUGCAUGUUGAGCAACACUACUGCCAUCGCAGAAGCUUGGGCUCGUCUUGAUCACAAAUUCGAUCUUAUGUAUGCCAAACGUGCUUUCGUUCAUUGGUAUGUUGGUGAAGGAAUGGAAGAAGGUGAGUUUUCUGAAGCAAGAGAAGAUCUGGCUGCUUUGGAGAAGGAUUACGAAGAAGUUGGAGUUGAUUCCGUUGAAGGAGAAGGCGAGGAAGAAGGCGAUGAAUAUUAAACAAUUUUAUUUAUUCUUGUACAUAGUAUAGUUGCAACAUAAAUUUAUAUUUGGUUA
Molecule: messenger RNA, 1528 nt
Organism: Hydractinia symbiolongicarpus
Lineage: Eukaryota; Metazoa; Cnidaria; Hydrozoa; Anthoathecata; Hydractiniidae
Product: tubulin alpha-2/alpha-4 chain
Exons: 3
Coding region: 116-1471 (451 amino acids)
Biological process (GO): mitotic cell cycle; microtubule cytoskeleton organization
Cellular component (GO): microtubule; cytoplasm
Molecular function (GO): structural constituent of cytoskeleton; GTP binding
Source: RefSeq, a predicted model, not a curated record